Molecule: messenger RNA, 4177 nt
Organism: Coffea arabica (coffee)
Lineage: Eukaryota; Viridiplantae; Streptophyta; Magnoliopsida; Gentianales; Rubiaceae
Product: kinesin-like protein KIN-14B
Biological process (GO): microtubule-based movement
Cellular component (GO): microtubule cytoskeleton
Molecular function (GO): microtubule binding; ATP binding; microtubule motor activity
Source: RefSeq, a predicted model, not a curated record
AUUUGAGUGACCAGUAAUACUCCACAAAAGCUAGAGAGAGAAACUGAGCAGUGCUGAGGGGGGGAGAGAAACAGAGAGAGAGAGAGGGAGAGAGAAUUCCACAUUCUCAAUCUCUCAUUAUUGUUUCUUUUAUUUAACUUCAUUUGUGAAUUUUUGAUUCGAAUUUGUAAAUUAUUGGUGUAAAUUAGAACUGGAUUGGAUGGCGGAGCAGAAAGGAAGGUGGAACUGGGAGGUGACGGGGUUUGAGCCGCCGAGGAAGUCACCGGAGCGGGAGGAUCAUUAUCAGAGACCUCCGCUGUUGGCUCGGAGGUACUCGAUUUCUACGUCUUCAUUUUCGACGCAUUCUGAGCUCUCCAAGCAUGCUCUCAGCUCCAAGCUUUUCAAACUGAAGGAUAAAGUCGAGCAUGUGAGAGAGGAUUACAUGGAGCUUAGACAAGAAGCCGUUGAUCUUCAAGAGUACUCAAAUGCAAAAAUGGAUCGCUUGAUGCGAUAUCUAGGUGUACUUGCUGAUAAAACUCGUAAACUAGAUCAGGCUGCGGUUGAAAUGGAAGCUAGAAUGUCUCCUCUGAUAUAUGAGAAGAAAAAAUUGUUUAAUGACUUAUUGACUGCUAAAGGAAGCAUUAAGGUAUAUUGUCGUGCAAGACCACUUUUUGAAGAUGAAGGUCCAUCAGUUGUUGAGUUUCCGGAUGACUGUACUGUUCGUGUCAAUACUGGUGAUGAUAACGUCUCCAAUCCAAAGAAGGAUUUUGAGUUUGACAGGGUUUAUGGUCCUCAUGUUGCACAAGCUGAACUUUUCGCUGAUGUUCAGCCAUUUGUGCAGUCGGCAUUUGAUGGGUAUAAUGUUUCUAUAUUUGCUUAUGGACAAACGCAGUCAGGAAAGACACAUACUAUGGAAGGAUCUAGCCAUGAUCGUGGCCUAUAUGCUCGAUGCUUUGAGGAGCUGUUUGAUUUAUCCAACUCAGAUACAACUUCUACCUCAAAAUUUAAUUUCUCUCUCACGGCUUUUGGGCUUUUCAAUGAACAGAUUAGAGAUUUGCUUUUGGAAUCUCAGAGUGGUCUUCCAAAGAUCCAGAUGGGCUCCACAGAUUAUGUUGCUGAACUUGUGCAGGAAAAAGUUGAGAAUCCAAUUGAUUUCACCCGAGUCCUCAAAGUGGCAUUGCAGAACCGAGGAACCGAUGUAUUAAAGUUUAACGUCUCUCAUCUGGUCAUCACUGUGCAUAUAUAUUAUGACAACUUGAUUACGGGUGAGAACUUAUAUAGCAAGCUUUCUCUUGUUGAUUUGGCUGGAAGUGCAAGUUCCAAUGUUGAAGAUGAUAGUGGAGAACGUGUGACAGACCUGCUGCAUGCCAUGAAAUCACUCUCCGCUUUGGGAGAUGUUUUGGCUUCUUUAACAUCCAAUAAGGAAACAGUUCCUUAUGGAAAUUCAGUGCUCACAAAAUUACUUGCAGAUUCACUAGGUGGAAGCUCGAAAAGCUUGGUAAUUGUUAACGUCUCUCCAAAUGCUGCAAAUUUGACUGAGACACUGUCAUCCCUUAACUUUGCUGCCAGAGCCCGAAACUCUAUUCUCAGCCUGGGAAAUCGAGAUACGAUUAAGAAAUGGAGGGAUAUUGCAAAUGAUGCACGUAAAGAAUUGUAUGAAAAAGAGACGGAGAUCAGCAACUUGAAGCAAGAUGUUUUGGGACUUAAACAAGCUCUAAAACAUGCAAAUGAUCAGUGCGUCCUUCUUUUUAAUGAAGUUCAGAAAGCUUGGAAAGUUUCUUUUACACUUCAAUCUGAUUUAAAGUCAGAGAAUAUUAUGCUUGCUGAUAAGCACAGAAUAGAGAAAGAGCAAAAUACCCAGCUUAGGAAUCAAGUUUCUCACUUGUUAGAGUUGGAGCAAGAUCAGAAGUUACAGAUACAGGAACGGGAUUCUACCAUUCAAAAUUUACAGGCCAAAAUAAAGAGCAUUGAGUCACAGCUGAAUGAAGCACUCCAUAACCGUGAGGCUAGGCCAACAAAUGGUGCAGAAUCAAAGUCCAACAUGCAAACAAGUCCCCAAAUGACUGGAGAGAAUAUGGAUUCUGCAGCUGUUACUAAAAGACUUGAAGAGGAACUUCUGAAACGGGAUGCACUUAUUGAGAGGUUGCAUGAAGAAAAUGAGAGACUUUUUGACAGAUUGACUGAAAAAUCGACUUCAGCUGGUUCACUGCAGGUUUCAAGCCCAUCCCCUGGAGGACAAGAGGUUACAUCUCGUGACAUGGCAAGAAAUGAUAAUAAUAAUGUUAAAGGGCGAUCUGUAGCUGUUCCUUCACCUUUGGCCUCAGAUAAGACUGAAGGCACAGUUGCUUUGGUUAAAUCAGGUGUUGAGAAAGUAAAGACCACGCCAGCUGGUGAAUAUCUUACUUCUGCUUUGAACGAUUUUGAUCCUGAACAGUAUGACAGUCUAGCUGCAAUUUCAGAUGGCGCAAAUAAACUUUUGAUGCUGGUUUUGGCUGCUGUCAUUAAAGCUGGCGCUUCUAGGGAGCAUGAAAUACUGGCAGAAAUACGAGAUGCUGUUUUUGGUUUUAUUCGUAAAAUGGAGCCAAAAAGGGUGAUGGACACCAUGCUGGUUUCUCGGGUUAGAAUUCUGUAUAUCAGAUCUCUGCUUGCUAGGUCACCUGAGCUGCAGUCUAUCAAGGUUCCACCAGUUGAGCGAUUUCUGGAGAAAGCAAAUAGUGGAAGAAGCAGAAGUUCUAGUCGUGGUAGCAGCCCUGGAAGAUCUCCCGUCCGAUAUGAUUCUGGUUCGAGGAAUGCUCUUGUAGAGGAUCAAAUUCAAGGGUUUAAAGUAAAUAUUAAGCCAGAAAAGAAGUCAAAAUUGUCAUCAGUAGUUUUGAAGAUACGCGGUAUUGAUCAGGAAACAUGGAGACAACAUGUAACUGGUGGAAAGCUGAGAGAAAUAACUGAAGAAGCCAAAAGUUUUGCUGUUGGAAAUAGGGCUCUUGCAGCGCUUUUUGUUCAUACUCCAGCUGGUGAGUUACAGCGUCAGAUCCGGAAUUGGCUAGCUGAAAACUUUGAUUUUCUCUCUGUGACUGAUGAUACGGUUGGAGGAGCAACUGGUCAGCUAGAGCUUCUUUCUACUGCAAUAAUGGAUGGUUGGAUGGCUGGACUUGGUGCUGCUCAACCUCCUAGUACUGAUGCUCUGGGGCAGCUCUUAUCUGAGUAUGCAAAACGAGUUUAUAAUUCUCAACUGCAGCAUUUGAAGGAUAUUGCUGGUACCUUGGCAACUGAAAUAGCAGAGGACUCUGCUCAAGUAGCUAAAUUGCGAUCAGCCCUAGAGUCCGUUGAUCACAAGAGAAGAAAGAUUUUGCAACAAAUGAGAAGUGACAUAGCAUUGCUGACUCUAGGGGACAGUGGUUCACCCAUCAGGAAUCCUUCAACUGCAGCUGAGGAUGCACGACUAGCUUCUUUAGUCUCCCUUGAUGGCAUACUGAAGCAAGUGAAGGAUAUAAUGAGGCAGUCUUCAGCAGGAAAACUGAGUAAGAGUAAGAAGAGAUCGAUGCUUUCAUCUUUGGAUGAACUUGCAGAUCGGAUGCCUUCUCUACUUGAUAUUGAUCAUCCUUGUGCGCGAAAACACAUUACAGAGGCUCGUAAAGCUGUAGAGUGUGUUGCUGAGGAGGAUGACCAGCUUCAUCAUGCGGCAAAUGCUUCAAAACUUUCAGCAGACAUGGGGUCUGCUGUUGAAACAGAUGUGGGACAGUGGAAUGUUUUGCAGUUCAACACGGGCUCAACAACCCCAUUCAUCAUAAAGUGUGGAGCUAACUCGAGUUCUGAAUUGGUGGUUAAAGCUGAUUCCCGGGUUCAAGAACCCAAGGGCAGCGAGAUAGUUAGAGUUGUUCCAAGACCAACUGUUUUAGAGAACAUGAGCUUGGAGGAAAUGAAAGAGUUAUUCGCUCAACUUCCCGAGUCUCUGAGCUUGCUUGCUCUUGCUAGGACAGCAGAUGGUACUCGAGCUCGGUAUUCUAGAUUGUACAGGACUUUAGCUAUGAAGGUUCCAGCUUUGAGGGACCUAGUAAACGAACUGGAGAAAGGGGGAGUGCUGAAGGAUGUAAAGUCCUGAUUAUCUUUGUGCUGCUGUCUUUUCACUGCAAAAUGAUUCUGAAGUUUGAAUUUUGAGUGGUAUUUAUUGGAUGACGUCAUUUAAGCCGGUGUUUUUGGUCUA